CUGCCAAGAACUGGUACAUCUGAAGCCGCUAAGAAAAGAAUGCUCUCACAUGCGUGGGCUAUGAAUCCGCCACGACUUCCUCAUCUUGGCUCUACGAACACCAUUACUCCUGGUCAUCAGUCGGCUCCUAUGAAGGCAUUGAUGCGAACUGCAGUGCUAUCGCGACUCAUGUUUCGAUCUAUUGUACUUAGUCAAAGAUAACGCUUCAUUUUGCGCUCUUCAGGGCUAGAUUUGCCACCGUCAGACAUCCGGGGGAAUCAUCAUGUGAGGGUGUGUGUAUCUUGAACCUCCGCUCGAUCUUCGUGUAAUUUUUAGGACACCAAUGGAAGGACAAAAGUCGCGUUACGCUUCCAUUCCUCUCUUGUUCUCUGAUGCAAUCUGCAUGCGCCUUACAGGAAAACCUCCCAAUGAUCCACUUCCUUUAGUCGAGCAUAUUGUUCCCGACUGGAGAGAGAGAUUUCUCAAGAGCCUCGCAUGGCCAUGCGCAUUUCUACGGGUUAUAUCUUGGUCUAUCUGUAUCAUUGAAGCGAUCGUCAUAUUGGCCUACCACUUUCCGUCACUUUCAGCAUCUCAUUUCGUCCUGUCAACCUUGGAUUUUAACGGCCAUACACAUGGAAUUGUCAUUACCCCUCUCUUCCUCUUGGGGAACGUCCUCACGAUUGCGGGAACCCUUAUUCGCCUGUGCUGUUAUCGCGUGCUCGGGCGCCUUUUCACUUUCGAGCUCAGUAUACACCAGGAUCAUUGUCUCAUCGUGCGGGGACCCUAUGCCAUCGUUAGACACCCUAGCUAUACGGGGAUGAUCUUGACCAUUCUUGGCGCAAUAUGCAGCCAAUCAACCGGAUCGUGGGUAAUGGAAUGCGGAUUAAUCGACAUGUGGUUUGGGAAGGGUUUGGUCAUGUAUUGGUUACUCGUUGCUGCAGCAGUUGUGGCAAGUCUUUUGUUCAGGAUCUCCGUUGAGGAUCGAUUACUCCACAGAAAAUUCGGUCGCGAAUGGACAGAGUGGAACCAAAAAGUGCCAUAUGUUCUGAUACCCGGGGUGUAUUAGGGAUUCGAAAAUCUAGAAAUGGACUUGCACUGUCGAUUUCGGCGCUGUUGUGUCUGGGAAGGGGGAAUUGCGCUUUGGACGAAGAAUGUAGAGUAUUUUGCUGAAGAAGGGAUCUAUUGAAUCGUCUACAUGAAUUCUUAUAUAAAUAGCCAAAAAAUCCUAGUAGCUGUAAGG
Desarmillaria tabescens is the source of this 1219-nucleotide messenger RNA. RefSeq lists its product as uncharacterized. The record is from RefSeq and is a predicted model, not a curated record. Gene Ontology annotation, cellular component: endoplasmic reticulum; membrane. The coding region runs from base 323 to 1045 and encodes 240 amino acids. Lineage: Eukaryota; Fungi; Basidiomycota; Agaricomycetes; Agaricales; Physalacriaceae. The transcript has 4 exons. Gene Ontology annotation, molecular function: protein C-terminal S-isoprenylcysteine carboxyl O-methyltransferase activity. Gene Ontology annotation, biological process: C-terminal protein methylation.